This is a messenger RNA of Columba livia (rock pigeon), 3604 nucleotides long. RefSeq names its product cell wall biogenesis 43 C-terminal homolog (gene CWH43). Lineage: Eukaryota; Metazoa; Chordata; Aves; Columbiformes; Columbidae. Bases 107 to 2296 code for a protein of 729 amino acids. The record is from RefSeq and is a predicted model, not a curated record. Gene Ontology annotation, cellular component: endoplasmic reticulum. Gene Ontology annotation, biological process: GPI anchor biosynthetic process. The transcript is spliced from 17 exons.
AGCGAGGGCAGGCCAAGGCCGGUGUGUUGAGUGGCGGUGAUCUGGAGACGUCCCUCGCACCGUAGCGCUCCGCCAGGCGGCGCUGCGGCGGGCGGGGUGAGGCGUGAUGGGCGGCAGCGCCCUCCCCGCACGCGGGCCUCGGCUCCGGGCGAAGUGCCCGCCGAGCCGGGACGGACGGUGCCGCGGCGCGAUGUUCCCCCUGUGGAGGGCCGUUCUCUCGGAGACCUUACUGGGCUACAUUUCUUGGUCUCUUUACCAUGCACUGCCACCAAUGAUCUAUUACUUCCCUCUUCAGACACUAGCACUCACGGGCCUAGAAUUAUUUGCUGUUGCCUUCUUUUCUCCAGUAUUCUUGAUAUUUGCCCCUCUUUGGAGGUUGGCUAACAACAAGUACAUCCUAGCCCUCCUGAGACUGACUACGGUUGGAAGCUUAGCAUCAUACCAGGCACUAAAUGCUUCCAUCAGACUAUUCGUCUUGGCUGCAGGUGUUUCUACCUCACUGCUGGUUCAAACAGUAACAUGGUGGUCAGGAAACAGUUUACAAAGGUUCAUCAGGAUAUGGGGCUUCAUGCUAGGCAAGAUAAUGCUCCUUGUUCUUCGCAUCUGGUACACAUCACUAAACCCAGUCUGGAGCUCACAAGCUGCCAAUACUGUCAUACUGAUAAUUGGUUUUAUAGCAGCAGUGGAGCGAAUUUAUUCAGGUGGAGACGAGAGGAAACAAGAAGCAAAUAAAACUGGUAAUGCAGUUAAAGAGACUGUUUCCCACCCUCGUUGGCUUUUGUCAGGGGUUGCUUUUGGCAGCCUCCUGUUCCUCACCCUGUGGAUAUUUGGGGAAGUCUCUUUAAUUUCUAGAUGGGCAGUAAGUGGUCAUCCCCAUACAGGUCCAGAUCCUAAUCCAUAUGGAGGUACAGUUCUGUUGGGUCUGGCUCAUGGACUGAUGCUUUCAUUUUGGAGCUGGUCUUCUGUCACCAGUUUUGCCUGGUUUCUUGUAGGUUUAGCGUCUUCUGCUGGGCUCCUUUAUUUACACACCUGGAGUGCUGCUGUUGCAGGCAACAUUCUCGCUGCCUUUACUAUGUGUGUGUGGCCUCAACUGGCUGGACGCUUUAUCAGCUGUCUGCAUCCCGGGAAAGCCAUGAGUACAGCCGUGUUUACCUACGUUCUUGAAUUAUUCUUCUGUGUAUGGUGUACAGCUUAUAAAUUUGUACCUGGAGGAAUUUACGUUAGAGAAAGCUCUCAUCUUCUUUUAGGGUUUAUCAUGUUAUGUAUUGGGGUAGACUUUCUAACAGGACCCAAGAAGGACCUUAGCUCUGUCUUUGAAGUGAAAAGCAACCAAAAGGCACUAUUCAAAAAGAGUAAAAACUAUAUUAAACUACUAUUGUGGCUGUUUGUUGGUGUUGGUUUGCUUGGAUUGGGUCUACGUUAUAAAACUUACCAGAAGAAGUUAGGCCAAGGGGUUCCAAAAAGAGACUUCUCUGCUAUGAUCUGGCCUUUUAGAUUUGGAUAUGACAAUGAUGGAUGGUCUAAUUUGGAAGGAUCAGCUGAUUUGCUUAAUCAGACAGGUGCAGAUUUUAUCACUAUUAUAGAGAGUGAUGCCUCUAAACCAUUCAUUGGGAACAAUGAUCCAACAAUGUGGCUAGGAGAAAGACUAGGAUUUUACACGGAUUUUGGUCCAAGCACAAGAGAUCACACUUGGGGGAUUAUGGCACUAUCAAGGUAUCCAAUUGUAAAAUCUGCCCAUCACCUCCUUCCAUCUCCAGAGGGAGAGAUUGCACCUGCCAUCUCCAUGACUGUCAACUUCACAGGGAAACUGGUUGAUUUUGUUGUUGCCCACUUUGGAAAUGAAGAAGAGGACUUGGACAGAAAACUCCAGGCUAUAGCUGUUUCAAAUCUAUUGAAGACUAGCAGUAAGCAAGUUGUAUUUCUAGGAUACAUCACAUCAGCUCCUGGAUCCAGAGAUUAUACUGAACUAAUAGAAAACGGAAAUGUCCAGGAUAUUGACAGUACAGAUCAUGAGAGAUGGUGUAGCUAUAUUAUGUAUCGUGGAGUUAUAAGGUUGGGCUAUGCCCGCAUAUCUCAUGCUGGCUUAAGUGAUUCAGAAGUCCAGAUGGCCAAAUUUAGGAUCCCAGAUGACUUGGAUAGCUAUAUUGAUAAUGACAAAAUUGUCACUGAUCCCAGCCAAGUUCCCGAGGACAUCCAUUUCAAUCCCAGGUUUGGAUCUUAUAAAGAUGGACAUAAUUAUGAGCAUAUUCAUCACUUUCAUAUGAGCACUCCUAAAUAUUUUAAACGGACAAACUAGAAUGAGAAACCAACAUAUAAUGGAGACCAACAACAAAGGUCAGUUAAAGUUUCUGGGAACAUACAUACAGGAGGAGACAGCAGCCCAUCAGGAGCCCACCAGUUCAUGGCUCAGAAUAAGGAAAGACUCUAGGUGUAAGACAGCAACUUCUGAGGGUAACUGUACCGGAUUCUUCAGCAGGGUGGAGACUCAAGUCUCCUCUUACAUUUACUCCUGCUUUGGGGCUUUGGCUCAGGCAUUUCUCUGUGUGUUGUAAGCUUAGUUUCAGGAGCAGUGGUGGUGUCCCAGAGCACGCUCACACCUGGGAGCUGCAGUUCAAACCUCUGGGGCUAAGAAGGACCUGAAGUUUUUUAAUUCCCAUUUUCAAAAAGGGUGUCGCAGCUACAAGCUUAUUGAACAACAGCUGGGGACACCCUUUGGUUUUGAACUGGAGUUGAUGUUACUGAAACAAGUUGGGUGCAGGUGCCCAGCUCCCACAUGUCCCACUAACACGGAACACGAAAAUGUUCAGGGUGCUCUGCUGUCAAUGAGGGAGCUCUGUGGCCACAGACAAGGGUGCUGGUUGUUUUGAUGCACUUCCAGGGUUUGGGCAGAAAUUCUGAGCUGCUCUCUUAAGCUUGGCUGCUUAGAGCUUCCUAAUUAUGAAUUAAGCAGAUUUUUUUUUUUUUUUUAAUUUCAAACUGAAGCUGAAAAACAAAAGCAACAACCUAUAAACCAAAUUUAGGGAUUUAAAUAUGAACUACCAACAGCUCUGAAACAUUUUUUUUCUCAUGUAUGCAAAAUUACAUUUGUUUGCAGUAUGUUACAAAAAGGACCCUUAAAGUCAUACACCUGUGGAGCAAGUGUUACAAACCUGAUGUUUUUACUUAAACAAGGACCAUAGUAUGAGUCCACGGGACAGGGCGAUGGAAAUGAUCUGACUUACUUGAUGAGGAGUGAUUGGAAAGCAGUUAUAUAAUCUGCAGCUGUUACUUUCUGCCACCUGAGGUCCUCUUUUAUCCCCGAUCAGUACUGUUCUGCUAAUGCCAUGCAAUGCUAUUGAAGUGUUUCUCUUCAUGCUGGGGGUGAAGAAUCUUUUCAGAAGCAUUACAUAAAGCUGUUUGAAUUGUCCUGGGUAUCAGUUACUUUUUCAUAUCUGCAAAGAUUUAGAACUGCAAUUGCUGGGCUUCUGGUAGAUAAUUUGUUUCUUUUCUUACAAUGCCCUGUAUUGUGCUUUGCUGCUGUUUUAUCUGCUUUGUUAACGUUCAGCAAAUUCUACUUUGCGAAUGUUUUUGUUUCAAUACAGUUCCCUCUCUGACUUGUCAAACA